CCUUCAGUAUAGUUAUGUGAAUGAGUUUCGGAUAAGUUGAAAUAGCAAACGGAUGACCUGUGAGCAGUUAGUGUUAAGUAGCAUGCAUAUGCGCUCACACAUGACGAACCUAGAAGUGUUUACAAAAAUAAUAUUUUCUGUUGUUUGAGAGGAGUUUUAAGUUCAAUUUGUUGUUGGUGUUGUUGUUGGUGUAAUUUAAUUGUUUUAUUUUGGAAAAUUAAGGCGAAAGAAAAAUAUUAUUUUAUUACUUACUCGUCGCUGGUUGAUUGGUGUGAUUACGGAGUUUAAACGAUUCAUUAUUUUUUUGGAACAUUUUCAUUGUGUGAAUACCGACCAGACAGUGAUUUGUAUUUCCUUUGUAUAAGGAAAAUAAUAGCAAAGAAAAUCGAAAAUAAAAUACAAAAAAAUAAGAAAAAAGAAAAUUGAACAGUGUAGGAACAUAUACACACAAAAGGAUAAUUCACGCUUGACUCGUUGCAACGUUUGGUCAAUUUUUCCUUCAAACAUGGACUCAUCAGAAAACCAAUCUCAACAAUACGGCGAGGUCAAUCAACUCGGCGGUGUAUUUGUCAACGGCAGACCACUACCAAAUACCACUCGUAUGCGGAUCGUCGAAUUGGCGCGGCUGGGUAUUCGUCCAUGUGACAUCUCACGACAAUUGCGCGUAAGCCAUGGCUGCGUAUCGAAAAUCCUCGCCAGAUACAACGAAACUGGAUCCAUUCUGCCCGGUGCAAUUGGUGGCUCGAAACCACGUGUGACCACACCCAAAGUGGUCAGCUACAUCAGAGAGUUGAAACAGAAAGAUCCGGGAAUAUUCGCCUGGGAAAUUCGGGAUCGUCUGUUGGCCGAAGGUGUUUGUGAUAAAAAUAAUGUGCCCAGUGUCAGUUCAAUCUCUCGGAUAUUAAGAAAUAAGCUCGGCUCGAUCGGACAAUCAAUGGUAACGUCACAUCAUUCGCUGUACAAUUCACUGUAUUCAACAUAUCCGUACGGGGCAACAUUGAAGACAACUUCAUGCGGCAGUCCGUCACCCCCACAACCCGCCCUACAAGGUCACUGUUGGCCAUCAUCGCAUUCUGUGUCGGACAUUCUGGCCGGUGUGCAUCAUCAAGCGCUGCUGCGCGGUCCAUGUCCAACAAUGAUGCCAAUGCAUCAUCAAUCCGUGCAGUCGAAUUCAUCACAUCACAGUUUACAGCCAUCACAUCAGAUGAUCGAUCCACGGAAUUCACAGCAAACGUACAACUAUCAUAUGUACAUCCAAAAUGGGGGCAUUCAAAUGCAUCACGGUGGACUGGCUAGUGCUAGUGGUUUAUGAGAACAUUUCUUUCUUUGUGGUCUACGUAAAAAGUGCAUUAUUUUUAGACUGCGCGGUUCGAUUCGAUUUUGUGCGUAGCAAAAGGGACAGUCUCGUUUUACCAAACCAAAAACUGAUCGUCGUCGUUAUUUAUAAUUUUAAACCGAACAACUCGUGCCUUAAACUUAAAAUUCACAUGCCCAAUGGCAAUAUUUGGGUCAUGCAAGUGUUUCAAUUAUAGAGUUUAACGCAACACCAACCAGCAUCCACAGAUGGUAUUAUUGUUUAAGAAAUAAUUGCAAAUUUUGUUUAUUUUGAACAUUUUAUAAUAUUUGUUGUGUUUCCUCUCGUAUAUAAGUCUUAUAAGUUUUAGAAGUAUAAAAUUGUGCAAAUUGCUGGAAUACUACACCUACCUUACACAAUAUGCGACAGCCUAUAUAUCCGAAAAAAAACACGGUUUUUGUACGUUUCCCGAUCACAAUUUUCGCAAUUUGAAAAUAUGGUUUUUUGUUUACAUAUUUUAACACUCCGAAGUGAGCGCGAUGUGAAAUGUAUAAUGUAUAUUUGUGAUGUGUGUACGUGACUUUGAACGAAUGGACUGUGGUUUUGAUUACUUUUUAUUACAAUGCACACAAACACCGGAUGUCGAUUAGGAAAUUUUUCCUGUUGUUCCAUUUUUAGAAAAUUCGAAAAUUAUUUUCUUCGACAGCCGAUUGGAAAACUGGCCGGUCUCAAUAUCUUAUUACUAUGACAUGGAUUAGAUAUGAAUAAGCCCCGAGGUGUAGAAGGAUUCUUUUGAAAAACAGCCGAUCGGAAUCGGACGCAUUUUCCAUUGGAAUUUUUCAUAUGUUCCCAGACAGGUAUUCGACCCUAAAAGCCAAAAGCACUUUCAAAAAAAUUCUUUGAAGCUGUGUGGCUGGUCGGAGGGGUUCAAAAACCGAAAACAUGGACUUCUCUUACAGAAAUUCCUCCAGUUACUUGAAACGUAUAAUGUCGUUUGGGGUGUCAUUAGAAAGGUAGUUGCAUGUACUUCCGGGGAAAAUAGGGUCUUAUAGUGUUUAAAAUUCAUCCACACUGAUAUAUGUGCACUGUGCAGUUGUAGUUUUCAACCGAAAAAAGACAGAAAACUCACACUUUUCUUA
Molecule: messenger RNA, 2433 nt
Organism: Bradysia coprophila
Lineage: Eukaryota; Metazoa; Arthropoda; Insecta; Diptera; Sciaridae
Gene: Poxm
Product: paired box pox-meso
Biological process (GO): anatomical structure development; regulation of transcription by RNA polymerase II
Molecular function (GO): DNA-binding transcription factor activity, RNA polymerase II-specific; RNA polymerase II cis-regulatory region sequence-specific DNA binding
Source: RefSeq, a predicted model, not a curated record